AUGGCAGCUUUCAGUAAUAAGAACAAAGAAAGAAGACCUAAAUUUUUACUUUUCCUAAAAAUUAAUGAAUUAGUUAAUAUCCCACAAUCAUCUGGUUAUUGUUAUGUUAAAUGGCAUUUAAAAGAUGGUACAGGUAUCUCACCUCAUCCAAAGAUAUCUUCCACCACCAACGAUAGUAUUAAUAUUUCCAAAAGGGACAGUAACGCCACGAUACCGAAUGGAGUUUCAUCAUCUUCAUCUGGUUCAGCAAAUAAAACGACGAACGAUAUUGAUAAGAUUGCAAUGAAUCAAAGUCAUGGCACCACGCCGAAAGUAUUAGUGAAACAUCAUAAGGUUCAAUGGAAUUUUGCAUUAAGUAAACCAUUACAAAUUAAAUUACAAGUAGAUAAAUCAAGAAAUUUACAAAAUAAAUAUAUGAAAUUUGAUGUAUUUUUCGAAUUCUUAGAUUCCAACUCGUCAUCUUAUUGUACAUCUCCUAUUAAAUGUCGUACCAGUACAGACACUAAUAAGGGUACAGGUGACGAUGAGGAAGAUAUGAAAAAGAUUAAAAGGAAAACAAGUAUAUCAUCUAUGAAAUCUACGGGAUCAAAUUCUUAUUCUCAAAAGAUAUCAGGAAAGAUCCUAUUAGGAUCCAUAACUAUUGAUAUAACUGAAUAUGUCAAACCAAAUGAAAUGGCGUUUACAAAUAGAUUUCUCUUACAAGAUUCUAAGAUAAAUUCUAUAAUUAAUGUAUCAUUACAAUUGAAAAUCUUUAGAGGUUCCUAUAAUGAUUUUAAUUGUAAUAAAUUUUUCACUAAUGGGCAACUCUCAAAUAAUGCUCAAAAUUAUACGUCGCAAGGUGAUACACUACAAAGUGACCGUGGUGGUGGUGGUGGUAGUGGUGGUAUAACUGAUAUCCUAGAGACAAAUUCCAACCAAUCUUCUUCAAAUAUUGGGAAUACAAACACUGAGUCAUCUACAUCGUUCAACAUGAGUAAUGGGCGAUUUACUAAUAAUACUAAUAAUAGUAGUAGAAGCACAGGAGCAUAUACAUCUUCAGCGACUACUACAUCUUCAUCAUUUGAUAAUAAUAAAUAUAUCAAGUCCACUAUAUCAAACUCUAUGAAACCAUUGAUUGAAAAAUUAUAUGAAAAGACGUUCCAAUUAUCAUGGGACCCUCGGCCUAAUGAAUUUACACCGAAGGAAUGUAUUAAUGAUAUUUUGAAUGGUGGGAAUGGAUGGGCUAAGAAUGAGAAGGGGAUUAAUUUGAUUGAUUUACAAACUUUACAAUUGAAUGAGAUGGAAUUGGAAGAUCCAUCAUCUUUGAAUCAUGGCGCGGGUGCGGGUGGGCAUGAGGAAGAAGGGAGUAAUUAUUUCUCAAAAAUGAGUAAAAAGGAGUUUUUAGAGAGGAAAAGGAGACAACUUGAAAGACAAAAUAGUAAAAACAAGAGUAAUGCUAUGAUUAAUAAUCAUAGCAACAGCAAUAAUGGUAGUAAUUGGACUCAUUUAUCCCCUUCACAAAGGGAAAAAUUAAGAGGAAAUGAUAAUAGUAAUAAUAAUCAAGCAGACAGUAAUGUAACUAAGCAUAGAAGUAUGCUCUUGAAUAAAAAUAGAAAUGGAUCAUAUGAAGAUGUGGAGAGGGAUGAUGAUAAUGAAGAUAGUGUAUCUAGUAAUGAAAUACGGUUUGACGAGAAUGAUAUUGUAAGAGAUGUUAAGAAUUGGUCUGUAAACCAGAUACGGUCGUGA
Messenger RNA from Naumovozyma dairenensis CBS 421, 1725 nucleotides. RefSeq lists its product as uncharacterized. The coding region runs from base 1 to 1725 and encodes 574 amino acids. The record is from RefSeq and is a predicted model, not a curated record. Lineage: Eukaryota; Fungi; Ascomycota; Saccharomycetes; Saccharomycetales; Saccharomycetaceae. The transcript has a single exon.